AUGACUGGGAAGGAUUGGCCGUGGGAGAGAGAAAAAUCCAGGCUCGUCUCUUCGGAGUCCGAGGGCAACAGGCAGCCCAGCGGGGGAUUAAAUUCCCGUGUGGAAACCCCCCCUCCCCAAAAAGAAAUACUCUUCGCAGCGAGGGCGAAACCAAAAUAUCCUCCGUUGGGUAAAAAUUCCUUCCGUGGGGAAAGGAGGGAGGGGGAGAGGGGUGGAAGGAGGAAAUUGCGGGUGACCCUCGAAGUCUCUUCGGGGAAGGAUGGAGGAGUCUCCGGGAGGCCGAUCCCCAGCCUUCUCGGGGGAGGAGGACGCGGUAAAUCGCAGAGUGUCUUCGGGGAGCCUGGUUCUCCCCAGCUGUCCUCGGGGGCCGGGGGACCCCGCAAAGUCUCUCCAGGGGAGCCCGGACCCCGCCGAGUCACCGCGGGGAGGGGGAAGCGACCCCCGCCAGAGCCCGGGGCGCGGGGGGGCGGCGAGGCGGGGAGGGACCAGCUCAGCUGCGAGGCCGAUCCCUUAAAAAUAAAGGAGGAAAAAAACAAAACCCAAAAACCAAAAAACAAAAACAGGGGGAGGAAAAAAAAAAAGGCGCGGGGGGUGGGGAAGAAUAUAAAAAACGAUCGUCUUCGGCCGGAGCGGUCUGUGCUGGGGGGGCGGGGGAGCGCUCGCUCUCCUCAGGUGCGGGUCCCCGCGGGGGCGGCGGGCGGAGGGCCCCCUCCCCGAGGCUCCUGUGCAGGGCGGGGAGGCGGCGGCCGAGCCCCGGGCUCUGCUCGGCCCGAAGGGGUCGGAGCCCCGCAAUUCCCGGCGCCGCCGACACACAGGGACGCGGCGGCCGCCGCCGCUGCUGCUGCUGCCGCUGGCGGAGUCGGUGCCGCGAAGCCCCCGCCGGCGCGUCGCCUCCCCUCAGCGGUGCCUCUGUCGGCGGCUGCCCGGCCGCGGCAUCCUGUGGCGGCGGGAGCCUCAGCGCGGGUCCCCCAUGGCCGGAGCGGGAGCGGAUCCGGCUCCCGGACAGCACAGCUCAGUGUCUGGAAGAGAGGAUUAGUGUCUAACACUGGGUUUGGUGUGCAUGCACCUCCCAGUUUUGAGGAACUCAUCUCACUUCUCUAUAAAAUGAAUUUUGGGAUCUGGUUCAUCAGUCCUGACACAUUCAUCACAAGAAAUCCUUCUAGAGGAUCCCAGCACAAGUGAAGAACAUCAUUUGUCCAGUAAACUUAAACACAGGAUAAGGAACUGAUAAAAUAUCCACAAAAGAGGCAAGAAAACUAACACAUCAACUAGGGAAUAUGGAACCCAAACUCUUCCUGACUCAGAACCCUGAAGCUUUCCCAGAACAGCAAGACACAAUGGAGAGCAAUCACAUCCAUGGCUGGUGAAUUCUGCACCUGAGGCACUCCUUGCCCUUUGUACCCUUUGGAAAUAAAGCCUCCUGGAAAACAGAGAGGAGGCAGAUUAAAAAAGAAUUGAGGAAAAAAA
Oenanthe melanoleuca is the source of this 1467-nucleotide messenger RNA. RefSeq names its product collagen alpha-1(I) chain-like. The transcript has 3 exons. The coding region runs from base 1 to 1182 and encodes 393 amino acids. Lineage: Eukaryota; Metazoa; Chordata; Aves; Passeriformes; Muscicapidae. The record is from RefSeq and is a predicted model, not a curated record.